UUUUUUAUACGUUUCUGUUCCGACUCUGACACAGAGCGAGAUGCAUACAUUUGUUCUUGAAUUUACCAUCAAAUGCAUCGUGGAGCAAUCACAGAACUAAUCAAAACUUGCGCCAAGGGCUCCUUGCUUAGUGGCGCACUCCAGGUCCAUGGCAAUGCCUUGAAGAUGGGCUUUGCUUGUGUUCUCACCAUUGGCAAUGACCUCAUUGACAUGUAUGCCAAGUGUGGCAGGCUUGACUUUGCCGGAAAGGUGUUUGACGAAUUGUCUGAAAGAAAUGUUGUGUCUUGGACAGCUUUCAUGGUUGGGUUCUUGAAGGAUGGUAAUGCUGAAAAGUGUUUGAAGGUGUUUGAUGAGAUGAUAGUCUCAGGAUUUCAGCCGAAUGAGUACACUCUUUCGACUACCUUGAAAGCUUGUGGCCUUGUUGGUCCUGCUGGGCAUGGAGCUGGGAUUCAGGUUCAUGGAGUGUGCAUUAAGUCUGGAUUUGAGUUGCAUGAUGUGGUUGGUAAUUCUGUUAUCUUUAUGUAUUCAAGAAGUGGAAUGGUUGAUGAAGGGGAGCGAAUGUUUGAAAUAAUGCCGGUUAAGAGUCUUGUGAGUUGGAAUGCAAUGAUUGCCGGGUUUGCUUAUGGAGGUGAUGGCAACAAGUGUUUGUGUUUGUUCAAACAGAUGCAAAAACAAGAGGUUCCAGAUGAGUUCACGUUUGCAAGCUUAUUGAAAGCUUGCAGUGGCCUUGGAGCAGGCCGGGAAGGAACUCAAGUUCAUGCUUCAUUGAUCACAAAUGGGUUUGUUAAUACAAACAAUUCAAUACUUUCAGGCGCUCUCACUGACCUCUAUGUCAAAUGUGGAUGUCUAACGGAGGCGAGAAAGGUGUUUGAUCUGACUGUGCAGAAAAAUGUGGUGCAGUGGACAACAUUGAUACUUGGCUAUGCUCAAGAAGGUUUUGUGAGAGAAACCAUGGAUCUGUUUAGCAAGUUUUGGGUCUCAGGGACACGAAUAGAUGGGCAUGUUCUAUCAAGUGUUAUAGGUGUGUUUGCUGAUUUUGCACUUGUAGUGCAAGGAAGACAAGUUCAUUCUUAUACGAUCAAAUCUCCGUCCGGCGAAGAUGUUUCAGUAGCCAACUCCCUCAUUGAUUUUUACCACAAAUGUGGACUCCCUGAUGAAGCUGAGGUUCAUUUCAGGGAAAUGCACAAGAGAAAUGUAGUAUCAUGGACGACGAUGAUCAACGGUCAUGGAAAGCACGGGCAUGGCAAGGCAGCAAUCAAUCUCUUCAAUGAAAUGCAACUUGAAGGUGUUGAACCAGAUGAUGUUGCCUAUCUAGCCUUGUUGUCAGCUUGCAGCCAUGCCGGGCUCAUUGAGCAAUGUCAAUAUUACUUCUCGAGAUUAAUUAGUGAUCACCAAAUAAAGCCCAAAGUUGAGCAUUACGCAUGUAUGGUAGACCUCCUCGGUCGUGCAGGGAGGUUGCAGGAAGCCAAGGAACUCAUAGAAAACAUGCCAUUAGAAGCCAAUGUAGGUAUUUGGCAAACUCUAUUGAGUGCUUGUAGAGUGCAUAGAAACUUAAACAUGGGUAGAGAAGUAGGCAGAAUUCUGCUGAGAAUAGAUGGCGAUAACCCUGCAAACUAUGUCAUUUUGUCAAACAUCCUCUCAGAAGCCGGAAAAUGGAGUGAAUGCGCAGAGUUAAGAGAGAAGAUGAAAAAGAAAGGGAUGAAGAAACAAGGAGGAUGCAGCUGGAUAGAGAUAAAUAAAGAAGUGCAUUUCUUUUAUGGUGGCUAUAACACACACCCAGAGACCGAAAAAAUUCAUUUUGUACUUAAAGAAGUUGAAAAGAAGAUGAAUGAAGAACUAGGCUAUGUUCAUGGAGUGAGCUAUGCAAUGCAUGAUGUUGAGGAUGAGAGUAAAGAAGAGAACUUGAGAAUGCACAGUGAGAAGCUGGCCAUUGGACUGUGGCUUGUUGUUAAUGGUGAAAAGGAGAAGGGAGAGGCCAUUAGAGUGUAUAAGAACUUGAGAGUUUGUGGUGAUUGCCAUGAAUUCAUUAAGGGAGUAUCAAAGGUUCUUGACAUUGUGCUUGUGGUCAGGGAUGCAAACAGGUUUCAUAGAUUUGAGCAUGGGGUGUGCUCUUGUGGAGAUUACUGGUGAUAGAUUUCAGGUUUGAUCCAACGUAAACAUUUCUUGAUUGAAAAAUUAGGAUUUGUAUUUAUUUUAGUG
This is a messenger RNA of Dioscorea cayenensis subsp. rotundata (Guinea yam), 2199 nucleotides long. Its product is annotated as putative pentatricopeptide repeat-containing protein At3g15130. Lineage: Eukaryota; Viridiplantae; Streptophyta; Magnoliopsida; Dioscoreales; Dioscoreaceae. The coding region runs from base 73 to 2130 and encodes 685 amino acids. The transcript has a single exon. Gene Ontology annotation, biological process: RNA modification. The record is from RefSeq and is a predicted model, not a curated record. Gene Ontology annotation, molecular function: zinc ion binding; protein binding; RNA binding.